Messenger RNA from Coregonus sp. 'balchen', 8006 nucleotides. The record is from the annotation of a GenBank genome assembly. Lineage: Eukaryota; Metazoa; Chordata; Actinopteri; Salmoniformes; Salmonidae.
GUGAAUGACUGUGCCAAGCAGCCGUGCCAGAACGGUGGUUCCUGUAGGGACCUUGAUGGAGACUUCAACUGCCGCUGUCCGUCCCCCUACGUGGGCAAGCACUGCCAACUGCGUGAGUACCAUUCUCUCACACACACACACACACACACACACUGGCUUUCUAUUAGCCUUCAUCUGCCAUGUUAUUUCUAAGUGCAAUCAAAUGCAUUAGGCUGAAAUGUGAUUUAAGAAACACAUUCAUGUAACAUAGCUAAUGUAAUUUGGGGGCCGUCCAACGCUGGCCCAGGGUUUUUGUUAUUAUGAGAUAUUGGUGUUCUUAAGUAAAGGAGUUUGGGUGCUUUAGAUAGACGGUCAAUAUGUUUCUGUGAGCCUGAAUCAUGGCCGGGUAGGACAGCGGUGGGAGAUACUGUAGUUCAGUCAGUGGACUACGCAUGGGUUGGAAGCAGUCUGCCAGAUUUGUGGGGCGUGUAUGUGUACAUACUGUAUGAAAUAAACCAGACAAUUUUCACCACACAUUACCUGUUAGGUUCUCCUUCCAUUGCGUCUGAGCGCGUCUGUUGAUCUGUCUUGUCUGUGCGUUUUUCUUCCCUAUGUCUGUUCCUCAGGAUGUAUCUCUCUGUUGGGAAUGGAGGGCGGAGGCAUUGCUGAGUCUCAAAUCUUGGCCUCGUCGGUGCGCUACGGAUUCCUGGGCCUACAGCGCUGGGGGUCCGAGCUGGCACGCCUCAACAACAAGGGCCUGGUUAAUGCCUGGACCUCAGCCUCCUACGACAGGAACCCCUGGAUAGAGGUCAGUACAGUACAACAGUCUGGCUCAAACACCACUGUCUGGCUCGUGUUCUUCAGGCAUGAAAACUGACUGAAACCAAGAGACUACCUGGACUUGUCUAAUGACAGAGGCUUUUUUUCUGCUUUGCAAAAUAAACUGCUGCAGUUCCUAAUGAACAUGACCCUGAUCUCUCUCCCUUAUCUACUGAUCUAGUCUAGGAGGGUAUCUCCAUAGUAAAGUCUCUCUCCCUUAUCUACUGAUCUAGGUGAAACGUCAUUAUGGGGGAGAGGUGAAACGUCAUUAUGGGGGAGAGGUGAAACGUCAUUAUGGGGGAGAGGUGAAACGUCAUUAUGGGGGAGAGGUGAAACGUCAUUAUGGGGGAGAGGUGAAACGUCAUUAUGGGGGAGAGGUGAAACGUCAUUAUGGGGGAGAGGUGAAACGUCAUUAUGGGGGAGAGGUGAAACGUCAUUAUGGGGGAGAGGUGAAACGUCAUUAUGGGGGAGAGGUGAAACGUCAUUAUGGGGGAGAGGUCAAAGCAAUAUAUUGUGGCUGCCUACAAGGGAAUUACUUUCACCUGUCAGUUAUUUCAUAUCAGUGCAGAUAAAACUGCAACUAGGACAUACGCUGCUCAAAAAAAUUAAGGAAACACUAAAAUAACACAUCCUAGAUCUGAAUGAAUGAAAUAAUCUUAUUAAAUACUUUUUUCUUUACAUAGUUGAAUGUGCUGACAACAAAAUCACACAAAAAUUAUCAAUGGAAAUCAAAUUUAUCAACCCAUGGAGGUCUGGAUUUGGAGUCACCCUCAAAAUUAAAGUGGAAAACCACACUACAGGCUGAUCCAACUUUGAUGUAAUGUCCUUAAAACAAGUCAAAAUGAGGCUCAGUAUUGUGUGUGGCCUCCACGUGCCUGUAUGACCUCCCUACAACGCCUGGGCAUGCUCCUGAUGAGGUGGCGGAUGGUCUCCUGAGGGAUCUCCUCCCAGACCUGGACUAAAGCAUCCGCCAACUCCUGGACAGUCUGUGGUGCAACGUGGCGUUGGUGGAUGGAGCGAGACAUGAUGUCCCAGAUGUGCUCAAUUGGAUUCAGGUCUGGGGAACGGGCGGGCCAGUCCAUAGCAUCAAUGCCUUCCUCUUGCAGGAACUGCUAACACACUCCAGCCACAUGAGGUCUAGCAUUGUCUUGCAUUAGGAGGAACCCAGGACCAACCGCACCAGCAUAUGGUCUCACGAGGGGUCUGAGGAGCUCAUCUCGGUACCUAAUGGCAGUCAGGCUACCUCUGGCGAGCACAUGGAGGGCUGUGCGGCCCCCCAAAGAAAUGCCACCCCACACCAUGACUGACCCACCGCCAAACCGGUCAUGCUGGAGGAUGUUGCAGGCAGCAGAACGUUCUCCACGGCGUCUCCAGUCUCUGUCACGUCUGUCACGUGCUCAGUGUGAACCUGCUUUCAUCUGUGAAGAGCACAGGGCGCCAGUGGCGAAUUUGCCAAUCUUUGUGUUCUCUGGCAAAUGCCAAACGUCCUGCACGGUGUUGGGCUGUAAGCACAACCCCCACCUGUGGACGUCGGGCCCUCAUACCACCCUCAUGGAGUCUGUUUCUGACCGUUUGAGCAGACACAUGCACAUUUGUGGCCUGCUGGAAGUCAUUUUGCAGGGCUCUGGCAGUGCUCCUCCUGCUCCUACUUGCACAAAGGCGGAGGUAGCAGUCCUGCUGCUGGGUUGUUGCCCUCCUACGGCCUCCUCCACGUCUCCUGAUGUACUGGCCUGUCUCCUGGUAGCGCCUCCAUGCUCUGGACACUACGCUGACAGACACAGCAUACCUUCUUGCCACAGCUCGCAUUGAUGUGCCAUCCUGGAUGAGCUGCACUACCUGAGCCACUUGUGUGGGUUGUAGACUCCGUCUCAUGCUACCACUAGAGUGAAAGCACCGCCAGCAUUCAAAAGUGACCAAAACAUCAGCCAGGAAGCAUAGGAACUGAGAAGUGGUCUGUGGUCACCACCUGCAAAACCAGUCCUUUAUUGGGGGUGUGUUGCUAAUUGCCUAUAAUUUCCACCUGUUGUCUAUUCCAUUUGCACAACAGCAUGUGAAAUGUAUUGUCAAUCAGUGUUGCUUCCUAAGUGGACAGUUUGAUUUCACAGAAGUGUGAUUGAUUUGGAGUUACAUUGUGUUGUUUAAGUGUUCCCUUUUAUUUUUUUGAGCAGUGUACUUUAAUUCUGACAAAUGUGUUUUAUUCUCAAGACUCUCCUCAUUGCAUUGAUUAAUGUUGUCGGCGUGGACCUUUUUUACAUACAGAUUGAAGGUUGUCAUCUCCCUCCAUGUGCAGUGAAGGUUUCAUGACUCUAGGACCAAUCAGUCAUUCGAGACAUUCACUUUAAUGUUGACUCGUAUAUGGUAGCAGAUCUGAAAGUAAACCAUGUUGACUAGAACAUAGUUGCAGAUCUGAAAUUAAACCGUGUGUGUUGUCCUUUGUGCAGAUUAACAUGCAGAGGAAGAUGCGUUUCACGGGCAUCGUGACGCAGGGCGCCAGCCGCAUGGGGUCAGCAGAGUUCAUCAAGGCCUUUAAAGUGGCGUCCAGUCUGGACGGGAGGACCUACACUAUGUACCGCCUGGACGGGCAGACAAAGGACUCUGUGAGUGAAAACACACACACACACAUCCUCUGAUGUACACACACACACAUCCUCUGUACACACACACACAUCCUCUGAUGUACACACACACACACAAACACACACACACCCCCACACACACACACAUCCUCUGAUGUACUCACACACACACAUCCUCUGAUGUACUCACACUCACACACACACAUCCUCUGAUGUACUCACACACACACACACACAUCCUCUGAUGUACUCACACACACACACACAUCCUCUGAUACAUACUCACACAUCCUCUGAUGUACACACACACACACACAUCCUCUGAUGUACACACAUCCUCUGAUGUACACACACUCUCACACACACACACACACAUCCUCUGAUGUACACACACACACACAUCCUCUGAUGUACACACAUCCUCUGAUGUACACACACUCUCACACACACUCUCACACACACACUCAUCCUCUGAUGUACACACACACAUCCUCUGAUGUACACACACACACACAUCCUCUGAUGUACACACACUCACACACACACACACACACACACAUCCUCUGAUGUACACACACACACACACGUACACACACACACAUCCUCUGAUGUACACACACACACUAUGGCUGAUUUGAUCAUCUUCUACAUUUUUUGAGUGUUCUAUUUAGGGUCUAGGGCAGGGGUCUUCAACUCUUACCCUGCGAGGUCCGGAGCCUGCUGGGUUUCUGUUCUACCUGAUAAUGAAUUGCUCCCACCUGGUGUCCCAGGUCUAAAUCAGUCCCUGAUUACAGGGAAAGAAUGAACAUCAGCAGUGGAACUGGCUUCAAGGUCCAGAGUUGAGUUAGAGGGGAAUAGGGUGCCUGGAUAUUAAUGAAAGGCGUGGAUUUGUUGUGGGUGGUGAACUGUGCCUUUUACGGUUUCCCCCUGGGGCCACCCGAAUGAAAAAUGUAAACACGCAUGACUGUAAGUCACUUUAGAUCAAAUAUAAUAUUCUUAAUUUCUUCUACUUCUCCAGGUGUUUGUGGGGAACGUGGACAACGACGGCACCAAGACCAACCUGUUUGACCCUCCCAUCAUCAGCCAGUACUUCCGCAUCAUCCCCGUGGUCUGCCGCAAGGCCUGCACCCUACGCAUGGAGCUGGUGGGCUGUGAGCUCAAUGGUAAACACACACACACACACACACACACACACACACACACACACACACACACACACACACACACACACACACACACACACACACACGUGCAUGCUUACUUACGCAUGCGCGCACACCGAUAACAACGUCAACAAACUCAAACUGAAUGGGGUUUGGUUUCAGUGUGUCGUAUGGUUAUAUGGUACAGGAGGUUUUGAGUUUUACCGGAAGGUUUUUGGUUUAGGUCUGACUGAAAUGAUACGGAAGGUUUUUGGUUUAGGUCUGACUGAAAUGAUAAUGAAGGUUUUUGGUUUAGGUCUGACUGAAAUGAUAAUGAAGGUUUUUGGUUUAGGUCUGACUGAAAUGACACUGUGGGAAAUAAGUCUGAUCCAGUCCGACUCACUACCUGUCCAGAUGCUCAUACAUACUGCCCACUUUGCAUCAGUCCUGUCUGGUUGAGAAAAGAAAACAUCCAAAAAGUGAUUUAUCUACACCAUAUGGACAUUUUUGCGGUGGAAACAUUGGCAACGAGAUCUAUGGUGUAAAUAAAUCUGUUUUUUGGGGAUUGUAACCAAGUCAUAUUGAUCAUCACAGACUUUUAUCCAUGCAAGUAGUAGAUAUAUUUUGGACUGCCUUUAUGUCCUCUCUGCUGCAACAACUUUCUGUAUAAAGUUUCUGUACUUUAUUUGUUGGAUCAUGAUGCCAUGGGUUCUCUGGCAUGGUUUAAUUUAGCUAAGUGAAACUGAUGUGUGUCUGUGUGUUUUUAAAAGUAGUCAGAAAUAAUUGAUCCAUCUUUGAUUGACUGUCUGUCAAAGCAUGCUAUGCUGUGCUGGUUGUGCUUGGUUACGGCGUUUCCACCUGUACCUCGUACUGCACUCACACAUGCAUGCUACAAAAAACAUCCUGCAACACACACUAAGCGAAGUGCAGGCUCAAUGUUUUGCCCAACAUACAGUAAAUGUGACUCGGUCGACAAUCUUGGGCACGCAUGAUGCUGGUCCUACUGUAGCUCAGUUGGUAGAGCAUGGCGCUUGCAACGCCAGGGUUGUGGGUUCGUUUCCCACGGUGGGGGCCAGUAUGAAAAAUGUAUGCACUCACUAACUGUAAGUCGCUCUGAAUAAGAGCGUCUGCUAAAUGACUAACAUGUAAAAUGUAGACGUGCGCGUACGACUCACUGACGUCUCAGUCCAACUAACCUACAUGCUCCACUAGUUGGCUGCCGUAUGUUGUCCGUCUCUCUCUGUCUACACCAGCAUUUUCCAAACUCGGUCCUGGGGACCCCAAGAGGUGCACGUUUUUAGUUUUGAUUAUUUGAAUCAGCUGUGUAGUGCUAGGGCAAAAACCAAAACAUGCACCCAUUGGGGUCCCCAGGACCAAGUUCAGUAAACUCUGGUGCACACCUUCAUCAGAGCCGCAACAUGGGCUGUUCAGAGUUCAGCCCAACUCAGUUUGAAAUGUAGCAUUUAAAUGGCCGCCAAAAGCUCCAAGACAAUUGCAUUCUAUCAUCAGAGAGCCAACCUGGAAGAUAGGUUGGCCAAACUCUAUUCCCUAUGGCUGUACCGUCACUACUCCGUCCACCUCACCACAACUCUGGUCAUUACUGGCUGUCAUCAUCCAUGUGCUUUCACUGUGCUGCUCACCGGCUGGCUGGCUUGGGCCUUUCCUGUCCGUCUCUUGUCUAUCAUACUUCUCUCUCUUUCCCUGCUGGUGCUUGUUGUCUCACUUCACAGUUUAUUCAAACACGGCAGGUUGCUCCGAGCCCCUGGGCAUGAAGUCGCGCCUGCUCGCCGACCGCCAGAUCUCGGCCUCCAGCGUCCACCGCACCUGGGGUAUGGAGGCGUUCACCUGGCAGCCUCACUACGCUCGGCUGGACAAGCAGGGCAAGACCAACGCCUGGACGGCGGACACCACCAAACGCUCUGAGUGGCUGCAGGUAACUGCAAGAGGUUCAGAGGGGAUUUUGGGAAAUGGUGUGGGUGGUGGGGUCACUUAGUGGGCGGCAGGUAUCCUAGCGGUUAGCGCAUUGGGCCAGUAUCCAAAAGUUUGCUGGUUAGAAUACCCGAGCCAACAAGGUGAAAAAUCUGUUGUUGUGCCCCUUGAGCAAGGCACUUAACCCUAAUUUACUCCAGGGGUGCCGUACUACUAUGUCUGACCCUGUAAAACUAGACGUUUCACUGCACCUAUCUGGUGUGUGACAAUAAAACAUCUAUUUGAAUUUUUGAGGGGGCUAUAGCUGAGGGAGAUUUGUGUUGUUGGGGAAAGUUCUGGAAGAUUCUCUCUCACCGUUUUACUUUACCGACAAAUUACUGACAAUUUGUUUUGAACUUGAUUUAUCUAGGUUAGCCCAAGAUGCUCCAAGAUGCUUAUUAUUCAUGGUGGAACAGUGUAGUGGGGGAUACAGACAGACAAGUAACGGAGAUGUGUAGUUCGAAAUCGCCAGCGUUGCCACUAGAGCCCUCCUGUAGCUCAGUUGGUAGAGCAUGGUGCUUGCAAUGCCAGGGUUGUGGGUUCGAUUCCCACGGGGGGCCAGUAUGAAAAAUGUAUGCACUCACUUAACUGUAAGUCGCUCUGGAUAAGAUCGUCUGCUAAAUGACUAAAAUGUAAAUGUAGAGCAGACUCCGGCACCCAACCCUCCGUCUGGAACAGGUAGACCUGGAGUCCUGCUUGUUCUGACCCAUUCUCCUUCUGGAACAGGUAGACCUGGAGUCCUGCUUGUUCUGACCCAUUCUCCUUCUGUAACAGGUAGACCUGGAGUCCUGCUUGUUCUGACCCAUUCUCCUUCUGUAACAGGUAGACCUGGAGUCCUGCUUGUUCUGACCCAUUCUCCUUCUGUAACAGGUAGACCUGGAGUCCUGCUUGUUCUGACCCAUUCUCCUUCUGUAACAGGUAGACCUGGAGUCCCCCAAGAGAAUCACAGGUAUUAUAACCCAGGGGGCCAAGGACUUUGGGGCGGUCCAGUUUGUCUCUGCCUUCAAGGUGGCCUACAGUGACGAUGGACAGUUCUGGAGCAUAGUCAAGGACGAUGUCACCAGCACAGACAAGGUCGGUUUUUUGCAUCUUGCAUCCAAAGAAGUGAGCCCAAGAUGAAUUUACCCAAUGUGUGGCUGUGUAGGAAUAUGGACCAAAUUAAAGCUAUUAAAUUAAGUUUUUUCUUUCCCAAUUGUAAUUUACUCCUUUUUUAUUUUUUUACACAAUAAACAGAACCUCAAACAACCGUUGCCAUGAGAUAUGUGUCAUAGAUUUCACGAUGUUCUAUAGAUUCCAUGAUGGAUGUUCAGUCUAACCAGCUAGCUAGCUAACUAACUCCCGUGUGUCUCUGCGUGUGAUUCUGCUCCCCAACCUCCAGAUCUUCCCGGGCAACAGCGACAACAAUGUCCACAAGAAGAACCUGUUCGAGCCGCCCUUCUACGCCCGAUUCGUCCGCAUCCUGCCGUGGGCAUGGCACGGGCGCAUCACCUUGCGAAUGGAGCUGCUGGGCUGCGACGAGUAG